AUGGAUCAUUUAUAUGAAACCUUAGACUAUUACCAUAACAUGCACAACUGUCUAUUAAUAGAUUCAAAGUGUUUAGUGCCGGGUUACAGUAUUACUUGUCGUGUAACAUUCUUGCCCAAUGAACCUCGAUAUUAUGAAGAUUGUAUACGCGUACAUACUGAAGAUCAUGAAAAUCAGUUAAUUAUACCAAUUUAUGCAUAUCCUGUGAUUGGUGAUUUUGAAUUUCCUGAUUUCAUCGAAUUACAACCAACUGCAAUUGGACAAAAGAGAACUCUACACAUUCCAAUCAAAUCUUCAUCAGCUGUUGAUUUUGAGUUUCGAAUUCAAAUAAUUCAAAUGCAUCCAAGUUUCACUAUUCAUCCUGUUAAAGGAGUUCUGCAUGCUGGUCAAAUAACAAAACUACGCAUUGAUUUUCAACCGACUGCUUAUACAACUUGUGAAUUGAAAUUUGAAUUACAUGUGGCACAAGUGAACUUUAAAGCGAAGGUUUGUACAAUUAUUGGGAACGCAGCACCUGGAAUACCUGAAGAUCUGUCGAUAACUUGUAAAGAAGAGAUAAGUCAUCUCAUGGAUCCUCUUGAUACACAGGAUAACUUUAGUCAAGAAUUAAGCGUUAAAAAAUAUCCUUACAAAUUAAUGAAACUUAAGUGUUCAUCCCAGAAAUUACAAAUUUUAAAAAAAAGAAAUAUUAGUGAAAAGUUGCCUGAAAUGACAUGUCCUCAUCAUUUAGUAAAAUUUCUGUUAGGCAGUUAUGAUAAAAUGAAUUCAAGUCAAAGAAGUAAUAAAAUAACCUCAGGUGAAUUAAACAGACAACAAAAGUUAUUAGCUUUUGAAGCAAUGGUACAUCAAAAUUUUAUUGAUGAACAACGUAAUCAAGUUAGAUGGCAAUCGAAAUUAGGUGAAACUCCACUGUUGUUAGAAGAACGACUGAAAAUAUGUCAAAUGCGUGAAUUAGCAUGGAAUAAAUAUUAUGCAACUUGUACACACCCAGAAGUCCUGGAACAGAUAUCAUCACUUUCAUCUGUCGACAUGACAUCAAAUAGAAACAAUCAAUUAUUAUUAUCAUCAUCAGUAUAUGAUUUUCGUCCAUGUCGUCCAGUUGAUCCAUUCAUGAAAUCAAUAGUUAACCAGGGACGAUUAUUAACUGAACCGAAAUUCCAUUUGGUAGAAUUUAGUAAAGCAAAAUGGUUGUAUAGAGUUGAUAUAAUUUCAAAAUUUCGUUCAAUAGUUUCAAGUGUGAUUAUUAAACAAAGAAUGAUUAAAAGAUUGAAAAAAUUAAAACAAACUUCAACAUUGUCGUCAUCAACUAUUGAUGAUAAAAAUUCAGGUAUGAAUUUAAUUUUUAUCAGAUUUGAAGUUACAUGA
Messenger RNA from Trichobilharzia szidati, 1365 nucleotides. NCBI's taxonomy places the organism in Eukaryota, Metazoa, Platyhelminthes, Trematoda, Strigeidida, Schistosomatidae. The record is from the annotation of a GenBank genome assembly.